Molecule: messenger RNA, 1431 nt
Organism: Durio zibethinus
Lineage: Eukaryota; Viridiplantae; Streptophyta; Magnoliopsida; Malvales; Malvaceae
Product: caffeic acid 3-O-methyltransferase-like
Molecular function (GO): O-methyltransferase activity; protein dimerization activity
Source: RefSeq, a predicted model, not a curated record
UUGCAGUAGUACUAUCCCAAAAACAUAGUUAAUUAAAGAUCAUUUGCUUUUUAUCACUUCAUUCUUCUUCCUUUUUGAUCACAUAUAUCCAUACUCAAGAUAUUAAGCAUGGGUUCAAUGCUAGACGAUCAAAAUGAUAUUACAUCAAAUGAAGAAGAGGAAUGGUAUCAGGCAAUGCAAGUAGCUACAUCUGCAGCUCUUCCUAUGGUCUUGAAAGCUGCCAUCGAUCUUGAUUUGUUAGAGAUCAUUGCAAAAGCCGCCGGUUGCAAGCUCUCACCUACUGAGAUUGCCUCUCGUCUUUCUACUACGAACUCUGAUGCUCCAUCAAUCAUUGACCGCAUUCUUUGUGUUCUAGCAAGUCACUCUAUCCUAACAUGCGAUCUUGCCACUAGCAAAGAUGGACAUGUUCAAAGAUUAUUUGGUUUAGCACCAAUUGGAAAAUAUUUCCUUCACAAUGAUGAUGAAAUGUCCAUUAUUCCGGCCCUGACCAUUUCCGCCGACAAACGUUUUUAUGAAUGUUGGUAUCACUUGAAAGAAACAACAUUGGAAGGUGGCGCCAUACCCUUUGUGAAGGCAAAUGGGAUGCAUUUGUUUGAGCUUGCUGCCAAAAAUGAUGAAAUAAGACGCAACUUCAACAAUUUAAUGGGCAACCUCACUGCCAUAGUCAUGAAAAAAAUUCUGGGAAUAUAUAAGGGGUUUGAAGGCAUAAAAGAACUGGUAGAUGUGGGAGGCGGAUUGGGUACAAAUCUUAAGCUCAUCGUUUCUCAAUAUCCACAACUUAAGGGCAUCAACUUUGAUUUGCCUCAUGUUAUUAAAGAUGCGCCCCAUUUCCCAGGUGUUGACCAUGUUGAAGGAGAUAUGUUCAUCGAAGUUCCUCGAGGAGAGGUUAUUUUCAUAAAGUGGGUACUUCACGAUUGGGACGAUGAUCGAUGCUUGAAGUUGUUAAAAAAUUGCUACAAUGCUCUACCAGAGGUUGGUAAAGUGGUAGUGGUGGAAUCAAUUGCGCCGGAGUUACCCAUGACUGACAAUGUGACUAAGAAUACCUUAACAUUUGACAUAUUCCUUCUUAACGUUCUCGAUGGUGCAAAGGAGAGGACAGAGGAAGAGUACAAGGCAUUGGCAAGAAAAGUGGAUUCACAACUUUUAAACUUGUUUGUUGUGCUUAUAGCUAUUGGGUGAUGGAAUUCCACAAGAAUGUUGAGAAACAUUCAUCUUAAUUAUGAUCACCCAUGAUCAUUCUUAGAUUACGAAUAAAUGAUUUUGGAGUACGUAAUUUCGAUGUUCUUGUUGGUUAUUAUUCUUGCACUUGUUCGUACAUGUUCCAGAUGUUAUCCUUGAUUCAUUCAUAUUGGAAUCACCUUCUUUCAUUCUAGCAUGAGAGAUCAAAACAGUUUGGUUGCAAUGAUUAUCAGAAAAAAAAAUAAAUAAUAA